This is a messenger RNA of Prinia subflava (tawny-flanked prinia), 1566 nucleotides long. Its product is annotated as basic proline-rich protein-like. The transcript has a single exon. The coding region runs from base 1 to 1566 and encodes 521 amino acids. NCBI's taxonomy places the organism in Eukaryota, Metazoa, Chordata, Aves, Passeriformes, Cisticolidae. The record is from RefSeq and is a predicted model, not a curated record.
AUGAUGAUGAUGAUGAUGAUGAUGACGAGCAGGCACUGCCGGGUCCCCGGGCACGCAGGGGAUGUUUUGGCAGGACCGAGGGAUGCCGCCCCUCACGCCCAGCUCCCGCCGGCCUCGCUGCUGCGCAGUCCCGCGGGGGGAGAGGCUUAUCCCGCCGGGCUCCUCCGGGCAGCAGCGCCCCGGCCCCGCCGGGGGAUUAUCACCGCGGCCCCCCCUGCCCGCAGCCGGCCGGGGGGAGAUAAGGGACGGCCCAGGGGGGUCAAAACAAGCCCGGCCGCGCAGGGCCCGAGCGGGGCGGGCAGGGCCGGGCCGGCGCCCCCCGGCCGGCAACGACCUUGGGGUGCGCGGGGACGGCCCGGCCCGACGCCCCCGCACGGGGCGGCCCCGGGGGACCCCACCCAUGACCGGCCUCCCCCCGCCGGCCCGGGCCGCCCCCCCCGCGGGGCCCACAGGGAGCCUUGGCCGGGCGCCACGACCCCACCCCUUCCCCCGGGCGGGCGGGCGGGCGCCGCAAUGGAGGCCGGGGGGAGGCGGGGGCGGGGGGCGCCGGGGGGAGGAGGGGGGGAGGUGUCGGCGGAGGUCCCGAGGGGGCGGCGGGGCGGGCGGGGGUCGCGGCGGUGCCGGGCCCGGGCGGGGGUCGCGGGUGCGGGCGGGGGAGCCGCGCAGGCCCCGCCGCGCCCGUCCCCGGCCACCCCGCGCGGCGCCCGCCAUUGGGCCGGGCGGCGGCGGGCGGGGCGGGCGCGCGGGGCGGAGGGCGCGCCCCGAUUGGCCCCGCCCGCUGCCCAUCAACACGCCUCCCGCCGGCCGCGCGCGCGAGGGCCGCCGGGAAGCGCAGUCCGCGCGCCCACCGGCACCUGCGGCGCGGCGGCGCCCAGGGACUACAGCUCCCAGCAACCCCCGCGCCGCGCUCCCCCCACCCCGCCCCGCUCCGAACCCUUCCCCCCCCCCCCUCCGCGACCCCCCCAGCACGGCCCGGCCAAGUACAACGUAUACGGAGGGGGGGGCGGAGGGGGGGGGGCAGCCCCCACCCCCCCCCGCAACGGACCCAACCGACCCCUCCCCACCCCCGCACUGCCCCCCACCACCCCUGGGAGGGGGGGGAGGGUCAGGCCUGAACCGCCCCCCCCCCCACGCGCGACCCCCCUCCCCCCCCCUUCCGCGCCCCCCCCCUCAAUUCCGUACCGGGCGGGGGCCGAGCGGUCCGGGCGAGCGGAGCGGGCCGCGCCGUGCCGAGGCGGGCGGGCCGGGCCGUGCGGGCGGGCGGAGCAGGCUCUGGCCGCCCCGCGGGAGCUGCUCGCCGAGGCCCGUAUGCGGCUCCUUCCUGCUCCGGCCGGGGCCGCCCCGCUCUUAAAGGGGCCGCGCGCCGCCCCCCCCGCCCGCCGCCCCCCCCGCGGGGCGCAGCCGCCUCCGGCCGGGGGGGGGCGCAGCGCGGGGCGGCCGCGGGGCGCGGACAGGGGGGCUCGAGGGGCCGCGCCCGGGGGAGCACCGAGGAGGGACCCCCGGACCCCCCCCCCCCGCCCGCGCGGCGAGUGGGACUGUCCGCGCCCCCCCCCCCCCCCCGCGUGA